CAGGCUGCGGUCUGUGCAAGCCGAGCUAGCACGAUGGCUCCCGUCAGCGAGUGCGGGCCAAAACUGAUGCUGAUUGUUUUGUUGUCUUCGAUCCUGGCGCUGCGAGGAACGCUUGCCCAGGUUGCGACACUACAGCAACCUUCCUCCAUCGGCCCCAAGGACGUGUCGACAUCAAAAGGAGUUGUUCUUGUGCGUAACCACGAUACUUAUCGUAUCGGAAUGUUUUCAGGGCGUUGUGGUGUUCAUCACCGGUGCUCGGACGGAACCUGCGUGAGCAUUUAUGACGUUUGUGAUGGCACUGACGAUUGCCUGUACCGCAGUGACGAAAAAAAUUGUUCGUGUCCGAAGAAUCACCGGCCUUGCGGAAUCGAAGGCUAUUAUAUCAGACAGAAAUGCAUUCCCAGUGAUCAGUUCUGUGACAACAACGCUCAUUGUUUAAAUGGCUUCGACGAGUCUCAAAGAGCAUGCGGCUGCAUAAAUGGAUACCAAUGCGAAUUAUCGAAGCUCUGCAUUUCACGCUCUUUGCGCUGUGACGGUAAAGUUGACUGCGAAGAUGGAUCUAAGUCGGACGAAGAAAACUGUGGAGAGUGCAAAGGCCACCACCAGUGUGGUGAUGGUUCUUGCGUGAGCAUCUUCGAUGUUUGCGACGGUGUGGAGAACUGCCGCGAUGGCAGCGACGAACGCAACUGCUCUUGCGCUGCCGGGAUGCGGGCCUGCGGAGUCGAAGACGAUCGCAAUAACGGACCUUGUCUACCAUUCGCUGAGUUCUGUAACGGCCGUUCACACUGUCUGAAUGAUUUUGACGAGUCCAACAGCAUUUGCGGAUGCAAGACUGGCUAUUUCCAUUGCAAGCUUUCGAAGCUAUGCAUUGACCAGAAGAUGCGUUGUGACGGCAAUAACGAUUGUCUGGACAAUUCCGAUGAAGAGGAUUGUGGCUGUGAUGCUCACCACCAGUGCGGUGAUGGUUCUUGCGUGAGCCGCCACCAAGUCUGCGAUGGCGAAAUGAACUGCGUUGAUGGAAGCGACGAACAGAACUGCCCGUGUCCUGCUGGGACGCGGGCGUGCGGCGUCGAAGAUGGCGCGCCCUGCGUGCGUGCCUCGCAGUUCUGCGACGAAGGGCGCCACUGCCGCAACGGAUACGACGAGUCACCCGAAGCCUGCGGUUGCGGUGAUGGCUUCCAGUGCCGCCUGACGCGGCAGUGCGUGGACAAGACUCUGCGCUGCGACGGCCAGCCUCACUGCGCCGACGGCUCCGACGAGCACAACUGCAGCUGCGGGCUUCACCACCAGUGUGGUGAUGGUUCCUGCGUGAGCCGCUACGAAGUUUGCGAUGGCAUUCAGAACUGUUGUGAUGGCAGCGACGAACGCAACUGCUCGUGUCCUGCUGGGAAGCGGGCGUGCGGCGUCGAAGAUGGCGCGCCCUGCGUGCGUGCCUCGCAGUUCUGCAACCGCGGGCGCCAAUGCCGCAACGGAUACGACGAGUCACCCGAAGCCUGCGGUUGCGGUGAUGGCUUCCAGUGCCGCCUGACGCGGCAGUGCGUGGACAAGACUCUGCGCUGCGAUGGCCAGCCUCACUGCGCCGACGGCUCCGACGAGCACAACUGCAGCUGCUGGCUUCACCACCAGUGUGGCGAUGGUUCUUGCGUGAGCCGCCACCAAGUCUGCGAUGGCGAAAUGAACUGCGUUGAUGGAAGCGACGAACAGAACUGCCCGUGUCCUGCUGGGAAGCGGGCGUGCGGCGUCGAAGAUGGCGCGCCCUGCGUGCGUGCCUCGCAGUUCUGCGACGGGGGGCGCCAAUGCCGCAACGGAUACGACGAGUCACCCGAAGCCUGCGGUUGCGGUGAUGGCUUCCAGUGUCGCCUGACGCGGCAGUGCGUGGACAAGACUCUGCGCUGCGACGGCCAGCCUCACUGCGCCGACGGCUCCGAUGAGCUUAACUGCACUUUGUGAAUCACGCAAAAAAUAACUUGAUUCUUUACUAAUUUAUGAACUUAUAUGUGAUACCCUCAUUACGGUAUCGCAGUUUUAUUACUUGCUUACCUGCACAGACUUUUUUCUCGCCUUGAUUUUGUAAUGUAUUAUUAAAAUUCGGAUUUUGCCCAAUAAUUAUCGGUAUCCUCCUCUUGAAUCGCUGUCCUCUUACCGCAUUGGUCUUCAAGUCAUGAAUUGUUCCUCGUAUCGUACAUAUAGCAUUAAAUAUACGUAUUCAAACUUUAUUAUAUAUAACUUUAUUAUAUUCGAACUUUAAGUGCUAUUAUAUAUCGCCUUAAUUCGUGCUACUCACUAGAAGCACUCAUGUGCUUGUCUCGCAGGCUGACAGAGUCGCGUGUGAAACGCACACCCAGAGAAAUGUAGGAGACUUUUUUAAACAUACACUUGUGCCCGAAAUUAUUCACUCCCUAACGUCAAUUCGACAAAUUACGAGAAAUAGACCAAAAAAUAAUUAUCUGAAACUUUAAAGCAGAUGUAAACCAUUUAUGAACCAUAUAACAUGUAUUUAGAAACCAAAAAACAUUUUUUUUCAGUUUUGGAAAGAGAUACAAAGGAAACAUAAAAUUGACUCAUGACCAAAUUUAUUCAUACCCUGAAUCAAUUGUUAAUAUCAUGGCCUUUUUACUCGUGAUAACUUGUUGUAAACGCUUUGGGUAAUGGUCAACAAGGUUCCUGCAUGUAUCGACGCUAAGUUUCGUCCAUUCUUCCUAGGGACACUGUUCCAAUUUUUUUCAAAUUUUUCGGUUGUCUCUUUUUUUCAGCUGUGUUUUCAGUACGCGCCACAAAUUCUCAAUUGUAUUGAGACCUGGACUUUGACUAGGCCAUUCCAUGACAUUGAUGUGAGAAUCCUCGAACCACUUCAUGACUAUUUUCUAUGUGUGCUUAGGAUUCUUAUCCUGCUGAAGAAUCUAAUCUGGACCAAGAAAAAAUUUUCUGUAUCCUGCUGAUGUUAUAUUUGGCAAUAUCAAAAUAUUGUUCUUUUUACAUGACCCCGAUUACUUUGAUCAGACUUCCAGGUCCCCUGGCUGAAAAUGAACCCCAAAAAAUAAGAUUCCCACCGCCAUGUUUAACUGUGGGGAUUGUGUUCUUUGGAUUAUGAGCCUCACCUUUUUUUCUCCAAGCGUAAGCAACAUUCAUAAGCCCGAAUAAUUCUAUUUUAGUUUCAUCUCUCCACAAAAUCUUAGAGAAAAAUGAGGUUGGGGAAUCGACAGGAGUUUUAGCAAACUUCAGACAUGCUUUCACAUGCUUUUCUGUUAGCAAUGUAGUUUUCCUGGGUCGAAAACCCUUCAGUCCGUUACGACGCAUUGUUCUUUGAAAUGUUUGUCUUGAUACCUUCAUAUCAAAAGCAUCCAAAUUUGAUAUAAUUUCCUUACUAGUGAUCCUAUAAUUGUUACAAAUGGAGCGUAUUACAUUUCUAGCACAUCUAGGGGAGAUUUUCCUUUCCUUCCUCGACAAUCUGGUUAUUCACCGUGAUAAAUAAUUUAAUUUUUUUAUAAUGCUCUGUAUUGUAGGCGUAGGAACAUCAAAAUUCUUAGAUAUUGCUUUAUAUCUCAUCUCUUCUUUGUGGGAAUUUAUAAUUUUGCUUCUGAGAUCAUUACUAAGUUUUUUUUUC
Messenger RNA from Hyalella azteca, 3604 nucleotides. RefSeq names its product LDL receptor repeat-containing protein egg-2. The transcript is spliced from 19 exons. NCBI's taxonomy places the organism in Eukaryota, Metazoa, Arthropoda, Malacostraca, Amphipoda, Hyalellidae. Bases 34 to 1950 code for a protein of 638 amino acids. The record is from RefSeq and is a predicted model, not a curated record. Gene Ontology annotation, molecular function: protein binding. Gene Ontology annotation, cellular component: plasma membrane.